Messenger RNA from Carica papaya (papaya), 1128 nucleotides. Its product is annotated as Ribosomal protein L12/ ATP-dependent Clp protease adaptor protein ClpS family protein. Gene Ontology annotation, molecular function: structural constituent of ribosome; mRNA binding. Gene Ontology annotation, cellular component: ribosome. The record is from RefSeq and is a predicted model, not a curated record. NCBI's taxonomy places the organism in Eukaryota, Viridiplantae, Streptophyta, Magnoliopsida, Brassicales, Caricaceae. Gene Ontology annotation, biological process: translation.
UCGCUGUGAAUAAAAGGACCUCGACCUGUACUCAUCACUGACUACCAUUCCCAACCUAGGCACUUCCCCCACCAUCACUGACUACCGGUCGCAAAUGAAAAUCACACAAAAAAUUUGACCUUUGUAAAACCCCAAUAAACCUCUCAUCUCUCUCCAGCCUUCCCCUAAAAAUGUCCUCCGCAAUCUCCAAAAUCAAUGCUAGAUCCCUACUCCUCCUCCUCAGAACUAAACCUAUCAACGCACCCGCCGGCGCCGUCACGCCUAAUUCUGUCUCUCGCUCUCUCUCUACAACCCCCGAGACCCGUUCCCAGAAACUAGAAAGGAUCGCCGACGAGCUUCUCGAUCUUACGAAGCUCGAGCGACACGACUACUCCAUCCUCUUCCGCCUCAAGUUGGGGCUUAACCGCUACGGGCCUGCCGUGUCGGGUCCCUCUUCACCGGGCCCAGCCGCCGAUUCCGGGUCUGCUGAAACCAAGGCCGCAGAGAAGACAGCUUACGAUAUCAAACUGGAGAAGUUCGAUGCAGCAGCGAAGAUCAAGAUCAUCAAGGAAGUAAGGACUUUCACUGAUUUGGGUUUGAAGGAGGCUAAGGAUUUAGUGGAGAAGGUUCCUGUCGUCGUAAAGAAGGGCGUUACAAAGGAGGAAGCCGAUCAGAUUGUUUCGAAGCUCAAGGAGCUGGGUGCCACUGUGGUAUUAGAAUGAUGAAUUUCCGAUUUUUGGUUUAAUUUUUUUUUUUUUGCUGUAGAAUAAUGGGUAUUUAGAUAAACGAUUAAUGAAUGGGAAUUUUGGGGUUGAGUAUAACUGACAUGUUCUCUUCUCUGUUGACAUCUUCACCUUUUGGGAAUUAUCAAUGAGUGAUGAAUUUUAGGGUUCAUUUCUAACCAGAACUUCCAUUGUUUUGGGAACUAAAAGCUUGGUAGCGUCAAGUUGUUAUUCAGCUUAGAUGUUAGAUUAGCUCAUAGCUCAAUGAAAAAGGAAGAAAGAAAAAAAAAAGAAACCUUGAAAGGAGUAGGCUUUACAUUUGAACAUAUGAUUUGUUCUUGGAACAUUUGUUGUCUUGCGAGUUGCAGAGUCGUGUUCUAGGAUUGUGGCAGAACUACAUAUGGGUGGAUUUUAAUCAUUGCGCUUA